CACUUCAGCCACUGGUGGGGCCAUCGAUAACAAGAUAGAGCAGGCUAUGGAUCUGGUGAAAAGUCAUCUACUGUUUGCCGUACGAGAGGAGGUGGAGGUCCUGAAGGAGCAGAUAAAAGAGCUCUUAGAGAAGAAUGAGCAGCUGCAACGUGAGAACAAUGUCCUUCGUCAAAAGCAAUCCCAGGGGCUUCCCACGCACCUCCCCUUCAACCAAUCAGAGGCAGCACAGCCCAACUUGCAGCACGUGGGAGGGCCCUCGGCUAGCCAGGACAAAGGAGGAUUCCAGAGCAUCCCAGGACCUGCAGCACCCAGAGUAGAUGGGUACCAACAGCAGCCGGGGACCGGGGAGCAGUUUGCCAGCAUGCCAGCUGGGGCUGGCCCACAGCAUGGUCAGGCACCUGGGCAGCAGCAGCAGGUGUUACCGCAACAGCAAGCUAGCCAGUAUGGUCACCUCCAACAACAAGCACAACCCAAGCAGCAACAGCAGCACACGCAGCAAACAUCUAACCAAGUUAACCAGACACCAUCACAGACAUGACAAAAGUGCAUGAGGACCAAGAACAACUGUGUUCUCAUUCUUCUCUUGAUUUGUUAUCAAUGAGCCAUUAUAUUUUGGGACCUGAAUUACCUGCAGAAUGCAUGAAUCUCAUGAUUUUUUUUUUUUGGGGGGGGGGGGAGCAGAGUCGACAAUUUCAUUGCUGAUGAAAUGUGGAGAGAUGAUAGUGUCUUAAUGUAUUGCAAUACAAUGUGUAUUGUUUUGUUGUAAAAAAGGUAGAGGUGGACUUAAGAAUUAAAGUAAAUGCAGUCCUUGGCCUACAGCAAAGGCUUUUUUCCUGAUACUUUUCUUCAGCGGUAAUGAUAGCUUGAGCUACUUUCAACUUGUCAAAAACUUUAAACACAUGUAAAAAAAAAAAGAAGAAAAAAAAAAAGAAUUGUUACUGCAAUUCUCUUAAUACCUUGCAUUGUUAGAAAA
Molecule: messenger RNA, 973 nt
Organism: Patiria miniata (bat star)
Lineage: Eukaryota; Metazoa; Echinodermata; Asteroidea; Valvatida; Asterinidae
Product: protein bunched, class 1/class 3/D/E isoforms-like
Exons: 2
Coding region: 47-538 (163 amino acids)
Biological process (GO): regulation of transcription by RNA polymerase II
Source: RefSeq, a predicted model, not a curated record